GGACAGAGAAUCCGAGAAUCUGAAUUAUGAACUCAAAUCAGAAGCAGAAGACAGCAGAGGAGGAAGUUGCAGAGUACAAGCAAGAAGCAGAGAGCUUUGAGGUUGAAGAAACGUCUCCUCCUCUUCCUCCCUCUGCUUCCUCUUCUCCUUCACAUGAAUUCUCCUUCACAACCCCUCUCCAUUCUUCUUCUCACAAACCCAAAUCCAAACCCUCUCCUCCUUCCUUCGCCAUUGACUUGUCUCCUGCAGAUGACAUCUUCUUCCAUGGCCACUUGCUCCCCCUUCAUCUCCUCUCCCACCUUCCCUCCUCUUCACCUCGCUCCUCCACCACUUCCAUCCCAAUCAAACACUUUUGGGACCAUCAAGACCCCAUCAAAGACACCUCAAGCUGCAGCAUCAGCAGCCCCAACCACCACCCAACUGCACCUACGGAACCAGGUGGCAGGACCAAAUCCAAGCCUUUCUCAUUGCUUGGAUUUCCAAAAUGGCGAAAAGGGUGCGACACUAACGAGAAAAAUGAUAGAGGAAAGCACAAAAGGAAGCUGGGGUUUGAUGUCACUCAAGUUCUAAAGCGAUAUGCAAGAGUGGUCAGGCCAUUUUUGUUGUUCAGAUGGAGGAAAGAGAGCUUCCACAUCCGUCGCCAAGCUUAUUCGUUUUCAGGUAAUUUGAAUCCGCGAAACAAGCAAGAACAACUGAGAGGAAGACGAGGCGAAUUCUCAGCACCAGCAUCCAUGAGGACAUCCCCAACAAAUAGUGGCCUCCUCGUUGCUACUCCCUCUAUGACUUCUUCUUCUUCUUCUAGUGAUAGCACCAUGGAAGAGUUGCAGUCUGCUAUUCAAGCUGCCAUUGCCCACUGCAAGAACUCCAUUGCUAAAGAUGAUAAAACCAUUGUCAAGAGCUGCUAUUAACAGUAAAGUUUCUUUGCUUGCAAAUUCGGAUUCCUGUAAAACAUCCAUUAACAGAGGUGUCGAUGAUUUCAACUGAAGCUAGGAGAAAUGAAGUUGGUAGUUAAUGUAAAAAGGCCAAUGAUUAACUGUUGUUAUACAUAAUUCUAAUAACCUCCUUGCCUUGGAUCAA
Cucurbita pepo subsp. pepo (vegetable marrow) is the source of this 1077-nucleotide messenger RNA. The record is from RefSeq and is a predicted model, not a curated record. Lineage: Eukaryota; Viridiplantae; Streptophyta; Magnoliopsida; Cucurbitales; Cucurbitaceae.